Messenger RNA from Caenorhabditis briggsae, 861 nucleotides. It is a transcript of the gene Cbr-madf-6, whose product is annotated as Protein CBR-MADF-6. NCBI's taxonomy places the organism in Eukaryota, Metazoa, Nematoda, Chromadorea, Rhabditida, Rhabditidae. The record is from RefSeq and is a predicted model, not a curated record. The coding region runs from base 1 to 861 and encodes 286 amino acids. The transcript is spliced from 5 exons.
AUGGAGUCGGAAACCGAUGAAAAACCUUGCAAAGAAAGCCAGUUGAUUGAAAAAGGUCUUCCUCUAGACUGGCUAGUUCGUGCUCAUUCGGCGAGAAACAUGGAAACUCUGGUGUAUUUGUAUGAUCAGCGACAGAAGUGGAUCAAUGAGGAUCAAAAAUUGAUUUUGACUAUUUUACAGGACUACGAGAAUUCUGGCGCACCUCCAAUCCCUGAAAACGAGCCACCGUUGCUUCGCAGACGACGUGGAAAAGUUGCAACAUCUCCGGAAUGUCCAAAAAUCUUCAUUUUCACCUGCCAACUUCUGGAUCUCAUCAAAGAGGAGCCGACGAUUUGGGACAAGGUCAACUGUACGAAUUUCGGUUAUCACCAGCCGAUGCGACAGGCGUGGUGCAGUAUUUCGUUGAAAUUGGGCGGUUGGGGAGCCAUGCCGCAUGUGCAAAUGUUGAAACAGCUGUAUCGAAGACGACGCGAUCAAUAUAAUAUUGAUCAUUUGAGAUUAGGAAAACCAUUCGUUUAUAGCGAAAAACUCUCAUUCCUGAAGAAUAUUCUGGAAACUGCGAAAAGUGACACGUGGAGUUCGGAAAUCAGUCUCGCCGAUCACAUUGAAGCUUGCGAACCGAAAAUCGAUUACGAGGAGGAGCUGAAGGAGGCGCCCGAGUUUGUGCAGCGUAUUAUAAGUGAAAUCUCCUCUCGAAUCGAUCAAGUCUCCGCCCAGCACUCGCCGGAAACGCUGGCUCACUAUCUAACCAAAUGUUGUAAUCAAACCGUCGCCAAUCGCGAACGUCUCGCUGUUUCGGAACUUUUCGAGGAGCCAGUGGAGCAGAAAGUUCCAGAAGAAUCAAAAUUUGAAAAUACUUAA